CCUCCUCUCCCCUCCACCACCACCACCUCGAGGCCCAGCGGGGAGAGAGACUCGGAGAGAGAGAGAGGCCGAGGCCGCGGACUGUCCUGGAGCAGCGGCCCGGGACCCAGGGCUUGUGGAGGCCGCGGCCCAACAGACCAGACCCCCGAGGCCGGGCCGGACCAGACCACACCACACCGGACCGGCGCCCAAUGCAGCUUCUCGGCGGCCGGUUAACUUUGCAUUUCACCAGCUCUCCACUGGGCGAGAAGCAGCUUCAUUCCCGGCCGGCGGUGGGGACUCUUCCCCCCCCACCCCGCUCACGGUGACUCCCGCACAUCAUGUUUUGGAAGUUUGACCUUCACACAACAUCGCACAUUGACACGCUUUUAGAACGUGAGGAUGUCACGCUUUUCGAGCUCAUGGAAGAGGAGGACAUCCUUCAGGAGUGCAAGGCCAAUAACCGCAAACUGGUGGAGUUUCUAACACGGCUGCAAAACAUGGAGGCACUUGUCACCUGCAUCACGGUGGAACCAUCAGAAGAUAUGGAUGAGAAAGUUCGAUACAAGUACCCGAAUAUAUCCUGUGAGAUCCUGACAGCCGACGUGACUCAGGUUAACGAUGCGUUGGGCGAGGACGAGUCGCUGCUGAGCCGCCUCUAUGCCUUUCUGCAGAAUGACAAUGUUCUUAAUCCGUUGUUGGCAAGCUUCUUCAGUAAAGUCAUGGGCAUCCUCAUCAACAGGAAGAGCGAACAGAUAGUGGAUUUUCUACGGAAGAAGGAUGAUUUUGUAGGCUUGCUGUUGAAACAUAUAGGGACUUCGGCCAUUAUGGACCUCCUACUGCGGCUUCUGACGUGUGUGGAGCAGCCUCAUCUCAGGCAGGAUGUUUUGAAUUGGCUAAACGAGGAGAAAAUUAUCCAGAGACUCAUCGAGAUGAUCUACCAUUCCAAAGAUGAGGAUCAACACUCUAACGCGUCCCAGUCUCUCUGUGACAUCAUCCGACUAAGCCGAGAGCAAAUGAUCCAAAUUCAGGACAGUCCCGAACCAGACCAGCUGCUCGCUACACUUGAGAAGCAGGAGACUAUCAAGCAGCUGCUAGGCAACAUGUUUGAGGGCGAGAAGAAUGAGUCGGUGAUUGUUAACGGGAUCCAGGUAUUGCUGACGCUGUUGGAGACACGCAGACCCCGGUCUGAUCUGGGUGGUAUGAGUGGGCUUUUCUGCAACAUCGAUGGGCAGAUGGAUCUGUGCCCCCCAGGAAUGGACCAUGCCUGUAGCCAGGUUAGCACGGGAACCCUCCAGGCCAUCAAGCUGAGGCUGCGAGACUUCCAUCAGCUCCUCCUUGACCCACCAAAGAAAAAUAAAAUGGUGACGACCUGGGGCACCCUGGAUCCACCACUGGGAAACACACGGCUUCAUGUGGUCAAACUCGUCACUAGCAUCUUGCAGGUGAACAACGGCACUGUGAAUCAAGAGUUGAUGGAUUUAAACACACUGGACGUUCUUCUGGAUCUCUUCUUCAAAUACGUGUGGAAUAACUUCCUUCACUUGCAAGUGGAGCUGUGUAUCAGCACGGCACUGGGCAACCCUCCAGCAGAAGACAGCACUGAAAGCAACAUGGAAAAGCACACUGAGAACAACUCUGAGUCCACUCAAGAUAACACACUCAUCAGACAUCUCUUCGAGAAGUGCCAAUUGAUGCACAGAGUAGUGUCUGCCUGGGAGGAAAAUGAAAAAAUCCAGUCAGAAGGUGGUAGGCGGAAAGGGUACAUGGGUCAUUUAACAAGAAUAGCAAAUGCCAUGGCACAGAACUCGGAAAAUGGUCCUAACCAAACUUCGAUAGCACAGCUGAUCAAAGAGUUGCCUGAGGAAGAUCGGGAGCGGUGGGAUAAGUUUGUGCUGGGGUCACUGACUGACAUGAACAAGAAGAACACUGUUGAUUUGGUGAAUAUGCGGAACCUACACUCCUCGAGCGAUGACGAUGAGAAUGAUCUGAAAGAAUUCAGCUUCCCUCAGGAGGCUGUCCUGCAGCAGGCGUUCUCCGACUACCAGAUUCAACAGAUGACCUCAAACUUCAUCGACCAGUUUGGCUUCAAUGAUGAGGAAUUUGCCGAGCAGGAAGAAAGUGUCAACUCCCCAUUUGAGAGAGCAGCUAACAUCAGCUUUGUGUUCGAUGCCAACAGUGACAGUCCAAACACCAGUCUGUUUGAGGAGUGUUGGAAGGAGCGGAUAAGGCCGUUCAAUGACGACGAAGGCUCCGACGAGGAUGAAGUGUGGCAGGAAAAGGACCUGCACUUCGCCGCAGAUGCCCAGCGCGUUCCCAGGAGUUCAGGGAGUACGGACAGUGAAGGAAGCAGAGACUCCGAAGAGGAUGAAGAUGAAGAAGGGGGACAGACUGCCAUAAAGCCCACGGACUCCAGGAUGGAAAUAGACCCAAACAAAGAGGCUGGGUGGACAGCCAACUUCGACGCACCUUUGACUAACAGUGGUGUGAGCCAGGGCGCGGUGGACGGUGGCUUCAGUGCGUGGGACAGCCCAGAACCCACAACCUCCCUGCCUCCGAUAGAAGGAUGGGCGGUGUUUGCCAGUUUUGCCUCUCAGGCUGGCCCCUCUGGACGCUUGCGAACAAACUCUCCUGUGUCUAUGGAAACAAAUUCCGCUCCAGCCGAUGAGCUCCAGAGUAGUGGUGACGGACAUAGCAAAGCGUCAGAAGAAAAGUCUAUGGGCGGGCUGAGCAGCGGAGAAGACGCUAAAGUGCCAGACGCCACAAAAACGGGUAUGACGUCACACGCCGACACGGAGAAACCAGCAGCGGAAAACGCGGCGAUUCUCAACGGCUCGGUGCCGGAAGCAGUCUUGCCCCCUGAGGUGAACAAUGCAGAAGCUAAAACACGCACAAGUGAGGAAGAACUCUUAACUACCUCCGAAGAUGGACCUACUGCAGGAAAUGUACGGGACAGCUGUGAGGCCUCCAAAGCUAAUCCAGUUGCCCCCCAAGCUUCAGAAUGUGAACGGCACGAACAGAGGUAGCACUGCGGAGGGCGACGAGGAAGGUCCAUCUCGGUGCAUCGUUGAAUGAAAGCCCCCCCCCUUCUCCCCAUCUAUCCCCCCCCCCCCCCCCCCUCCCCUCCUCGCCCCCCCCCCUCUCCUUCCGGACCGUAACCCCACUCCAGUUUGGGAGCUGGUCUCUUCACACUCUGUCACCCGCUGGAGAACGGCAGCGAAAGCCGACAAGACUUCACCUUCCCGGGACAACCUCUUGGCCGCACUGAAUCGACAAAACAAACAAGGGGGAGGGGUGGGGUGGGGUGGGGGGGGGGGGGGGGGGGAGAAUGGGGUUUGGGGAGGGGGGGGGAGGCGGGCGAGGGAAAAGAGUUAUUAUAAACCAGCAAUACAAUAUAUAUAACUCAGCUCAUGGAAUCUAAGGAAAUGUUUGUUUAUAACUGUGUGUGUGUGUGUGCGUGCGCACGUGUGUGUGUGUGUGUGUGUGUGGACAGAGGGAUGUUCCCUGUUAUGAGUCAGAUAGGGUUGUAAAUGGGAUAAAUGUACUCUCUCUAAUACAGGACAUGGGGUUGGGAUGGUAGGUUAAAAAAAAAAAAUUUUACUUGGUAAAGGUGAACUGCUGGCCUCCAGUCCUUAUAGGCCCUCACCAUCUCCCCCUCAUACCACAAACACAAUGAAUUAAACAAAAACGUUCUGAGGGGCCAGCAGCAUCUUUUAUGCUGUCCUUUCAGGUCCUGGACUGUUAGGAACAAUUUAGUGUAGAGAUUUAUAAUUUGCUUAAAGCCCCCCCCCCCUCCUCCCUAAGCCCCCCCAAGUACAUGGAACUGUUGGUUCUUACCACGGGGAUUAUUGGCAUUUCUUACCUUUCAUUCUUUGAUUCAUUGAGACAUACCCAGACGGUGGUAGCUCAGCAAUAACCGCUCCACAAACCCCAGCUCUUUCACCCGCUCGCUGUUAAAAGUGACCCCGUUGUGGGACGAGUGACAUGAAACCGUUUCUAGAAUUCUCGAAAGUUCUCCCGGAAGUAGGGAUGACCUGCGUUUGCAGGUGAGGUGGGGGGGGGGGGGGGUGAAGGCUGGGGGGCUGCUGAAUCUUGCCGUAGAUGUACAUUUUUGUGUAAAGCCAGUAAAACUGAAAGACCGGGGAGGAUUGUCCCCCCCACCCUCCCCUACAACAGGUCACUUUCUCUGCCCUACCGUCUCAACGUUGCGAUUGAAUCAAAUCGCCGAAACGUUUGUAUUUAAUGUCAGCGUGCCGGCUCACACACCAACACCACCCCUCUCCGCCCUCAUGCUUGUACGCUGCCAGAACAGAGGCAGCUGCUUAUUGCAAGGAGUUGCAACCACUACGCUAUAGACAUGAUGUUGUUCUGCCCAUGUAAGCUUCAGCGAUGAGGGUCACUUCAGGGAAUUGGACCUCCGUCGCGUUUGAGACUUAAUAGUUCCACCCGUGACGGUUUAA
This is a messenger RNA of Amblyraja radiata (thorny skate), 4439 nucleotides long. Its product is annotated as serine/threonine-protein phosphatase 6 regulatory subunit 3-like. Gene Ontology annotation, molecular function: protein phosphatase regulator activity; protein phosphatase binding. Lineage: Eukaryota; Metazoa; Chordata; Chondrichthyes; Rajiformes; Rajidae. Gene Ontology annotation, cellular component: nucleus; cytosol. The record is from RefSeq and is a predicted model, not a curated record. Bases 321 to 3005 code for a protein of 894 amino acids. The transcript has 23 exons.